This is a messenger RNA of Phytophthora nicotianae INRA-310, 1755 nucleotides long. RefSeq lists its product as hypothetical. The transcript is spliced from 8 exons. The coding region runs from base 54 to 1511 and encodes 485 amino acids. Gene Ontology annotation, molecular function: aldehyde dehydrogenase (NAD+) activity. Lineage: Eukaryota; Oomycota; Peronosporomycetes; Peronosporales; Peronosporaceae. The record is from RefSeq and is a predicted model, not a curated record.
ACGUUGCAGAUCACUUUGACAUUCGCCAACAGCUCCUCAUUCUGGAUUCCUAAAUGUUUCGCUCCGCCACCCAGCUUGCAACAUCCUCUCGCCAAGUUGCCAAGGUCUCUUCCCAGCGUGGCUUCGCUGCGUCCGCAUUGAAGGUGGACAACCCAUACACGGGUGAAACCUUCUGCGAGGUUGCCUACGACUCCAAGGCUGAGGCGCACGCCAAGCUCGAUGCAGCCGUGAAGGCGCAGCUGGACUGGAAGAAUGUGCCGCUGAGCGAGCGCCAGGCACUGUGUACCAAGUGGAUUGACGCGCUCAAGAGCAGCACCGAGUCCAUCGCUUACGAAAUCUCUGGCAUGAUGGGAAAGCCCGUGCAGCAGGCACGCAACGAGGUCAACGGAACCAUCGACCGUGUCAAGGCUCUUAUCUACCUCUCGAACAAGGCGCUCCGAGCGGACUCGUUCCCGGAGGAGAACGGAUUGUUCCGUCAGAUCACGCACGACCCUGUUGGCGUCGUCUACGUCAUUGCCCCGUGGAACUACCCGCUCAUGACGGCUGUCAACUCAAUCAUCCCCGCUGUUCUAGCUGGCAAUUCGGUGUUACUGAAGCACUCGCCUCGUACUCCUCUGUGUGGAGAGCACUACCAAAAGACAUUUGAGCAAGCGGGUUUCCCGAAGAACGUGCUUCAGUCGUCGCUUGUUGAGCACGACACGGCUUCGGAGAUCAUCCAGCGCCCAGAGACCGCGUUCGUAUCGUUUACGGGCUCUGUGCGAGGCGGCCGUCAAGUUCAGCAGGUAGCAUCCCAGCGUUCGAUCGACGUGACAUUGGAGCUGGGCGGAAAUGACGCUGGAUACGUGACUGCCGAUGCAGACGCUGAAACUGCAGCAGAAGGUCUUGUGGAUGGCGUUUGCUACAACGCCGGCCAGUCGUGCUGUGGCGUGGAGCGGAUCUACGUCCACGAGUCCAAGUACGACCAAUUCUUGGAGAAGGCGAAGAGUUUGUUCGAGGCGUACAAUCUUGGUAACCCGACGGACGCGAAGACGUCGAUGGGUCCGAUGGCGCUUCCUACUGCACCGGAAAUGCUCGAUGUUCAUGUGAAGGACGCAGUGGCAAAGGGUGCUCUCCAGUUGACGGGUAGCGGAAUUGUUACUGAUGCUGCUGGAAAGGGUCGCUUCUACUCUCCUACCCUUCUAGCGAACUGCAACGGCUCCAUGGACAUCAUGACGGAGGAAUCCUUCGGACCGAUUGUCGGUGUUGAACGCGUUUCAUCGGAUGCUGAGGCCAUCAAGAAAAUCAACGACAGCAAGUACGGAUUGACGGCGUCAGUGUUCACAUCAGACCGCGAACACGCCAUGGCUCUGGGCUCGCAGAUCAGCGCUGGUACAGUGUACAUGAACCGAUGCGACGUGCUGGACCCCUACCUCCCCUGGACUGGCAACCGCGACUCUGGCAAGGGCAUCAGCCUGUCCAAGCACGGAUUCCGUGGCGUCACGAAACUCAAAUCGUGGAACUUCCGUGUUUAAAGGGAAUCCGCCUACCGAAUGCUGCUUUUACAUGGAGAAGGAUACUGAUAACACUGUUACCAACACGUAGCAACGUGAUGAAACCAAUCGACUUGCUGUUUGCUUGGAUUCGGCUCAAACAGCAACAAGUCACAUCGUUAUUUUAGAUUUCGUACUGAAGGACCGUGUCUCGUCGACUAAUGUAACGCGGGCUACAUGUUUUGUGUGUUAGAAAAUGAUUUCUCUACUGUCGUUCUCAAACCUA